AUGGGGAUUUCCUCCACCGCCCAUAUUUCUCCUUUCAGACCUCUUCAUGGUCAUCCUCCUUAUCUCAGGUUUUACAGCCCUUGCCCCUGUCUCUCCACCGCCUCCCCGUCUGCUGCCACUGCCACCGCUUCUGCAGCUCCUUAUUUGGCCCCUUUCUCCCGCCACAGAUUCUGGGGAAAGCUUCCUUCAGGGGUAGUGGUUCAUCUUCGAAGGAGAGAUGAGAAGCGUUAUUUGGCUUCAGGGGAUUAUAGUACUUCUACAUGCCUAGAGACCACGACCUCUUACAAUGACUCGAGAAUGGAAUGGACAAAAGAGGGCAAAUAUUUAAGGGAAAUUAGAAGUCGAGUUACCCAGCAUAAAAGCGAGCGUCUGGAAGAUGGUAGCUCUUACCCGUUUAAUGAUGAGGAGUAUCUAAGAACGGGACUUGAAGCUAGAGUAGAAAGUAAAGGCAGUGACAGUGGAGCCAUAGUUGAAGGGAAUGGUCCACACAUAACUAAUAGAAGACCAAAUGAAUUAUCUUUAAAGGAUGUGAAAGAGAGAGUAGGAACUAGUGAAUCCUUCACAAAUCGUGAAAAAUCAAGCACUAGAGCUGUUGGCAUUGGUUUUGCUAGUGGUAGGGAUUACGAUCUGCCGAUGAUGCUUGAAACAGAGGUAGAAAGUAAUGGUGGUAUGAAUGGAGUAAUAGUUGGUGCAAAUAAAAACAGAAGACCAAAUGGUUUAUCUUCACUGGCUGUUGAUGAAAGAGCAAGAACUAAUGGGUCCUUGAAGAUGGGUGUGAAUGGUACAUCAAUCGCACUCGAAGAAGCAAAUGGUAUUUCAUCCGUAGAUGUAAGCAAGAGUUCAAAACCGUUGAUAGUGGAUGCGAAUGGUCCUGUAACCAGAUGGUCAAAUAGUUUGUCUUCCACAAAUGUUAAAGAGAGAGCAAAAACUAAUGGGUCAUCAGCAAGGAAGGUGGUACAACCCACCAAAGGUUCAAGUCUCGGUGAAAUCAAGAAGGAAGUUGCUACUCAGUUGCCUAACGGAAAAAUCGCUGCUGUUGCUAUUGCUGAUGCUGCUGAGCCUUCAAAUGCUAAAGAAUGGCAAGCUGAUAUUCGCAAGAGACUUACUAGUAUCUCUAGUAAUGUUCUUGUUGUAGAUAAUGUCUCCAUGGCAAAAGCAGUUGUCAGUAAGCUUACUGGUCAGUACAGGCACCACGUCCAUGCGUGUGAUACUGAGGUUGCCAAUAUUGAUGUGAAGGUGCAAACUCCAAUUGAUCAUGGAGAGUUGAUAUGUUUCAGUGUAUAUUCUGGACCCGAGGCGGAUUAUGGAAAUGGAAAAUCGUGUAUUUGGGUGGAUAUACUUGACGGUGGUGGACAGGAUAUUUUGGCUGAAUUUAAAGAUUUUUUUGAAGACCAGUCCAUUAAGAAGGUUUGGCACAACUAUAGUUUUGACAAUCAUGUGAUUGAGAACCAUAAAGUUUGUGUUCGUGGUUUCCAUGCGGAUACGAUGCACAUGGCUCGGUUGUUCAAUUCAGCUAGACGUACGGAGGGUGGAUACUCUCUUGAAGCUCUGACAGGUGAUGAAAGAGUGAUGUCUGGUGCUAAAUCAUGCUAUAAAGAGUUGAUUGGUAAGGUGUCAAUGAAAACUGUCUUUGGCAAGAAAAAGUUGAAAAAAGAUGGAUCUGAAGGGAAAACUACAAUAAUUGCUUCUGUUGAGGAGCUUCAAAGAGAAGACCGGGAGUGCUGGAUUUGUUACUCUGCCUUGGAUGCAAUAAGCACUUUGCAGCUUUAUGAAAGCUUGAAAAAGCAACUCUCUCAAAGGGAAUGGAAAUGCUAUGGAAGGCCAUUUGCUAGUAGAAAGUCCAUGUUUGACUUUUACCAGGAAUAUUGGCGUCCAUUUGGCGAGCUGCUAGUUAAAAUGGAAACUGAAGGUAUGUUGGUUGAUCGGCCAUAUCUUGCAGAAAUAGAAAAAGUUGCCAAAGCAGAACAAGAAAUCGCUGGUAAAAGAUUCAGACAUUGGGCAUCUAAGUAUUGUCCUGAUGCCCAAGAUAUGAAUGUCGGGAGUGACACACAGUUGCGCCAACUAUUUUUUGGUGGUGCUGCAAACAGGAAGGACUGUUCCAUUACUCUGCCAGAAUCAAGAUUGUUCCAAGUUCCAAACGUCGAUAAGGUGAUCGAAGAAGGAAAGAAGACUGCCACCAAAAAUCGUAAUAUCAAGCUGCAUAAAAUUGUUGCUAAUGAUCUGCCCACUGAGAUGUACACGGCUAGUGGUUGGCCAUCUAUGAGUGGUGAUGCAUUGAAAGCCAUGGCUGGGAAGGUUUCUGCAGACAGCUAUUUCAUGGAUGAUUUUGUUGACCCACAAUCUGAUGACGUUAUUGGUGAAGCAGAGGAUAUAACCGAAGAUUCAAGUAUACUCUCAACUCCCAACGUGGAUGUGGACACAUCUGCCUAUGGAACAGCCUUAAAUGCAUUUUCAACACGAGAAGAAGGAAUAGAGGCAUGCCAUGCCAUUGCUUCUUUAUGUGAAGUUUGCUCCAUUGAUUCUUUGAUAUCGAACUUCAUCCUCCCUUUACAGGACAGCAAUAUAUCAGGCAGUAAUGGUCGAGUGCAUUGUUCCCUGAAUAUCAAUACAGAAACUGGCAGAUUAUCUGCAAGGAGGCCAAAUUUACAAAAUCAGCCAGCUUUGGAAAAGGACCGGUACAAGAUCCGUCAAGCAUUUAUUGCUGCCCCGGGAAACUCCCUUAUUGUUGCUGAUUAUGGCCAGUUGGAACUUAGGAUUCUUGCGCACCUAGCUAGCUGUGAAAGCAUGAUAAGGGCUUUUGAAGCUGGUGGCGAUUUCCACUCAAGGACUGCAAUGAAUAUGUAUCCUCAUAUUCAUGAAGCCAUUGAAAGGAAGGAAGUGCUUCUGGAGUGGUACUCUCAACCGGGCCAAGAAAAACCACCAGUUCCUUUACUGAAGGAUCGGUUUGCUUCAGAAAGAAGGAAAGCUAAGAUGCUCAACUUUUCUAUUGCAUAUGGAAAAACUCCGGUGGGGCUAGCACGCGAUUGGAAGGUCUCUGUGGAGGAAGCAAAGGAAACAGUUGAUCUAUGGUAUAGAGAAAGACAAGAAGUUCUUAAAUGGCAAGAAGCUCGUAAACAGGAAGCUAAUAGAACAGGAUGUGUUCAUACACUGCUGGGACGUGCUCGUCAUUUCCCUAAUAUGAAGCAUAUGAGUCGUGCUCAGAAGAAUCAUAUCGAAAGGGCUGCUAUCAACACACCCGUGCAGGGUAGUGCUGCUGAUGUUGCCAUGUGUGCCAUGUUAGAAAUCACGAGAAAUGAACGUUUAAAAGAGCUAGGGUGGAGACUACUGUUACAGGUUCAUGAUGAAGUCAUCUUGGAAGGACCCAUGGACUCUGCUGAAGAUGCCAAGGCAAUCGUUGUUGAGUGCAUGUCAAAACCAUUCGGAGGCAAGAAUGUUCUUAAAGUGGAUCUCUCUGUCGAUGCGAAGUGUGCCCAAAACUGGUAUGCAGCCAAGUAA
Messenger RNA from Linum trigynum, 3495 nucleotides. NCBI's taxonomy places the organism in Eukaryota, Viridiplantae, Streptophyta, Magnoliopsida, Malpighiales, Linaceae. The record is from the annotation of a GenBank genome assembly.